This is a messenger RNA of Sesamum indicum (sesame), 3496 nucleotides long. The record is from RefSeq and is a predicted model, not a curated record. Lineage: Eukaryota; Viridiplantae; Streptophyta; Magnoliopsida; Lamiales; Pedaliaceae.
CUUAACUGUGGCCAAAAUAUACACACAUUUCAAGAAUAUAAUUUCCUAAUCUUGCAGAAAACGAGCUGUUCUGCUCCCGGGCUACUUUGAAAUGGUGAAGGGUAUAUAAGUGUUUGACAUGGCUUCUUUGGCUUCCCCGGUGAAUUUGGGAAGUGUGAAUAUGAUUUCUUUUGGUAAUUUUGACGGUUCUUUAUGUUUAGUUAGGAGGGUCUCUUUUCACAGAAAUGGGAGUAGUUGUAGAAGGUUUUGGAGUGGCAGGCGGUGGAGGUAUAUUGGUGUUUGUAGAUAUUCUGUAACAACUAAUUAUAUUUCGGAACAAGGGACUUCGGUAUCACUUGAUUCGACAUAUAGAGGUAGUAAAGACAAUGAUGCUGAUACAUUUCUUAAAGCAGCUCCCAAGCCAGUGCUGAAAUCAGGGUCUAAGGUGGAUCCCCUUCUUAGUAUGCCUUGGGAUGAAUCUAAACUUGGUCAGAAUUCGGACAAUGGGAAGGUGGGUGACAGGGAGGAGGAAAGAAGUAAGGUGAUUGAGUCUCUAGGGGAGGUUUUGGAGAAGGCGGAGAAACUAGAGACCAGUAAGAAGGUAAAUGUCUCUGUGAACAAACCUUCAACAAAUGAAACAGCGGACCAAAAGAAUGGUAAACCAGUUAAUUCAGUUGAAAAUUCAAAUCGCAAGUCUAAGACGUUGAAGAGCGUUUGGCGAAAGGGAAAUCCGGUGUCCACUGUACAAAAAGUUGUAAGGGAACCUCUGAAAGAGGAACCUAGAACAGAUGGAGGAGGGGUGGCUGGCUCUCAACCUGUUGCUGCACCUAGACCCCCACAGCCACCUCAGAGAGUCCAACCGAAGUUACAAACAAAGCCAUCUGUAGCUCCUCCGCCUUCUAUUAAAAAACCUGUCAUCUUGAAGGAUGUAAAUUCAGCUGCCAAGUCCUCUGUUGCUAAUGAAACUGAUUCAACAGUGAAGGAAAAAGAGCGGAAGCCAAUUUUAAUUGACAAGUUUGCAUCUAAGAAGCCAAUGGUUGAUCCUCUGAUUGCACAAGCUGUUUUAGCCCCUCCAAAACCAGGGAAGAGUCCUGCACCUGGCAAGUUCAAAGAUGACUUUAGAAAGAAGAGUGGACCAUCUGGAGGACCUCGUAGACGCAUGGUUGACGACGAUGAUAUUCCUGAUGAGGAUACAUCUGAACUUGAUGUUUCCAUUCCUGGUGCUGCUACUGCCCGUAAAGGUAGAAAAUGGACUAAAGCGAGCCGGAAGGCUGCUAGACUCCAGGCAGCUAGAGAUGCUGCACCUGUCAAGGUGGAAAUAAUGGAAGUUGGCGAAGAUGGCAUGUUAACUGAAGAGUUAGCAUACAACUUGGCCAUCAGUGAAGGUGAAAUUUUUGGCUAUUUCUACUCUAAGGGAAUUAGGCCUGAUGGUGUGCAAAAGCUUAGCAAGGACAUGGUGAAGAUGGUCUGCAAAGAGUAUGAGGUUGAAGUCAUUGAUGCUGACCCUGUGAGGGUGGAAGAGAUGGCCAAAAAGAAGGAAAUUCUCGAUGAAGAUGACUUGGAUAAGUUAGAAGAUAGACCUCCUGUUUUAACCAUAAUGGGACAUGUUGAUCAUGGAAAGACAACGCUUUUGGAUUAUAUACGGAAGACCAAGGUGGCGGCAGCUGAAGCUGGUGGGAUUACACAAGGAAUUGGAGCUUACAAGGUUCAAGUACCUAUUGAUGGGAAGGCCCAAACAUGUGUUUUCCUUGAUACUCCUGGUCACGAGGCAUUUGGAGCAAUGAGAGCACGUGGAGCUAGAGUGACAGACAUUGCUGUCAUUGUAGUUGCAGCGGAUGACGGUAUCCGCCCUCAAACAAGUGAGGCUAUUGCUCAUGCCAAAGCAGCAGGGGUGCCAAUUGUUGUAGCUAUAAAUAAGAUAGAUAAGGAUGGAGCUAACCCGGAGCGAGUCAUGCAAGAACUUUCAUCGAUUGGCCUGAUGCCUGAAGAAUGGGGUGGUGAUAUCCCAAUGGUUAAGAUAAGCGCUCUUAAAGGGGAGAAUGUGGAUGAUUUGCUGGAAACCAUCAUGCUUGUUUCUGAGUUGCAAGAACUGAAGGCCAAUCCACAUAGGAAUGCUAAAGGAACAGUGAUUGAAGCUGGUCUUGAUAAAUCCAAGGGACCUGUGGCUACAUUUAUUGUGCAAAAUGGAACACUGAAAAGAGGAGAUGUAGUAGUUUGUGGUGAAGCUUUUGGAAAGGUGAGGGCUCUAUUUGAUGAUAAAGGGAAGCGGGUUGAUGAAGCAGGGCCCUCUAUUCCAGUACAGGUCAUUGGAUUAAAUAAUGUUCCUUUAGCUGGUGAUGAGUUUGAGGUAGUUGGCUCCCUUGAUAUUGCUCGAGAAAAGGCAGAGUCACGAGCUGAAGAUUUGAGAAACGAGCGUAUAACAGCAAAAGCAGGGGACGGAAAAGUUACGCUUUCUUCUUUUGCUUCUGCUGUUUCGGCCGGAAAGAAUGCUGGAUUGGAUUUGCACCAACUCAAUAUCAUACUGAAGGUUGAUGUUCAGGGGUCGAUUGAGGCUGUCAGACAAGCCUUGCAGGUGCUUCCACAAGAUAACGUUACUUUGAAGUUCCUCCUGCAAGCAACUGGGGAUGUGAGCACCAGUGAUGUUGACCUUGCAGUGGCAAGUAAAGCUAUUAUUUUUGGCUUUAAUGUCAGAGCACCUGGUUCAGUUAAGAGCUAUGCAGAUAACAAAAAUAUUGAAAUUCGGUUGUACAAAGUUAUCUAUGAACUUAUUGAUGAUGUGCGAAAUGCAAUGGAGGGACUGUUGGAUCCUGUUGAGCUGUUUAUAUUUUUUUUUUUUGCAGGAACAAGUGCCGUAUUCAGUAGUGGGAGUGGCCGUGUUGCUGGAUGCAUGGUGACGGAGGGAAAAAUAGUGAAAGACUGCGGAAUUCGUGUUCUAAGAAAAGGAAAAGAAGUUCAUGUUGGUGUCCUUGGUUCCUUGAGAAGGGUCAAGGAGAUGGUAAAAGAGGUAAAUGCUGGGCUAGAGUGUGGAAUUGGAAUCGAGGAAUUUGGUGAAUGGGAGGAAGGGGACAUCAUUGAGGCCUUUAACACAGUGCAAAAGAAAAGAACACUCGAAGAGGCAUCUGCCUCGAUGUCAGCUGCCAUUGAAGAAGUAAGGAUACAGCUAUAAAGAAUCAAUGCAUGUUUUUCAUGUGGGCUCGCUUGCUGAAUAUUCUUAAAGUUACAUACUGCUCCAAAGAAUGGUUCAAGUUUCAACCAAAUUUCCUGGAAUUUGACUUGCUAAUGGUGCUGAUGAGUUGUGGCUGCAUCCUCAUCCAAGCUGUUUGUGAUGCCUGCCGACUAAACCUGCAAUGGGAUGUUGUAAGCUAUUUCACUGUAUAUAGCUAUAUAUAUCAAAAUCGAGCUCCAUUUUGUUAAGAGCGACACGUUGAGCAUUUAUUCAAGUUCUUACAAAUCCAGAAAUCACAUGUGUAGGAUAUGCAUUGAGAAGAAGAAAGGGUAUCGGAUGUUCUAUCAUGAA